Molecule: messenger RNA, 1101 nt
Organism: Trametes versicolor FP-101664 SS1
Lineage: Eukaryota; Fungi; Basidiomycota; Agaricomycetes; Polyporales; Polyporaceae
Exons: 3
Source: RefSeq, a predicted model, not a curated record
CCAUCAGGAGACGUCCACUGCACCCGCUUCGCGAGCCCACUGGGAAUCGCAGAGCAGCAUAAUUGGACUGUCACGUCUCUGCGGCGCCAACCAGGGAUCCCCCUCGAUAUUGCUAUAGAUCCAUCGCAGGAUCUCCUAGCUGUAUUGUUCCUCAAUCGUGAUGCUCGAUCCGUGUUCCUCUCGCUCAGGUCUCUAUCUAAUGGGAAAGCGCACCGUCUCGCCUCGGAGCCUUCAAUCGAUAUCGACGGCGGCGACCUGUUCCCAUCCUAUCGGCUGUUGAUUCAUGGCGAUCACAUUCUUUAUCUGCAUAACGCGUUCCAUUUCUACGUCUGUGGGUUGUUGUGUUGGAAGAAGGGUGCAUUCAUUGGUGAGUGCAUCCGAAACCCAUCAAUCCCCUCGGACAAUAUGGCAGUUUUUCUUGACGAUGCUCGCAUGAUCUUUGUCGGCUACGAUGACAAGUUCCUCCAUGUCUACGACUACUACACCGCGUCUCACUUCCCGAACGGUAGUCGCGAGGCUGCCACCUUGGAGAUAGUGCCCCCAGAUACUACAUGGCUCAUACGCACCAUCUCCAUCACCACUCCGUCGCUCGCUCCGAAUACGCCUUUCUGCCGUUUGGACCCUCGGCAGUAUAUCUACGUGAUCAGGCUGGUCGUUGCGACAGAUGGACUCGAGAACAAGCACAUUUUCAUCUUCGUCCCGCGAGAUCCGAUCGUCGCUUGCGCCGAGCUUUUCAGAAGAAACAAGCAUCCCCGUCACUUCGGCUGGGAGGAGUGGGCUUCGGGAGUGCAGAUCAUCGAGCGCAGUGGUUGCCUUCCUGGCCCCUCGUACGGCAUCUCGGGGUCACGGAUCGUGCUAGGCCGCAUCCUCGAGGGGGACGAGCUGGAGCUGGAGUUCCUGGAUUAUGAUAUAAAGGAAGUUGGCUCUCUGACGUACCGCCCGUCAACACCUCUCGGGAUGGACGCCUCCGGAAACGCCAAAAGUAACCAAUAUGCCGCCUCGGUGCGGAUCAAGACUCGUACGACUCGCAUACAUCUUCCGGUGCAGGGCUUUCUCGUGCGCUCCGUGGCGGCCUGGGAGAAUGGCAUUAUCAUUGAGACG